Molecule: messenger RNA, 1466 nt
Organism: Dendrobium catenatum
Lineage: Eukaryota; Viridiplantae; Streptophyta; Magnoliopsida; Asparagales; Orchidaceae
Product: patellin-4-like
Exons: 1
Coding region: 360-1133 (257 amino acids)
Molecular function (GO): lipid binding
Source: RefSeq, a predicted model, not a curated record
UCAAGCACCAAAUUGUCAAAACUCCUGUAUUUUAAAAUAUUUUACACGAUAAAGUAUUCCAACCAAAAAACCCCUAAAUCAGAAAGCCAAAUACUUCAAAAUUCUUAAAAUUAAUAAAAAAAGCUAAGAAUUGCUCAAUUUUAGAAAACACCUUCAUCAUCAUUCCAAAAUAGUAAAAGCCUAUAAUGUUUGAACACUUCAACAACCAAAACUCACAAAUUAUUCUCCAACCUUCCAUGCCAAUUGCCAUCCCCCCUCUUUAAGCAUAUUCUUCAAUUGAGACCUCUAUCUCUUCUCCAAGAAAAGAAAAACAAAACCGACGGCUUCCUUCUACUCUUCUCUUCUCCUUCCUCCCAAGCAUGGCCUUGGAAGAACUCAAGCCAUCCGAGAAGAAGACCCUGCAUGAUCUCAAGCUCAAGCUCGAAGAAUCCAUCAAAAGAAACCGCCUUCUCUUCCUCGAUCCAAACUCUCAAGCUCCGAAAAGAAGCACCAUUCUUAAACCUCGCAUUGCUUCCUAUUCUAUUUCUACUAAUGAAGUCACUUCCACAUCAGAAAAUAGCAAAAUUUCUCUUUGGGGUGUCCCUCUCCUUCCUUCAAAAUCAAAUGAUUGCCUUGACACCAUCCUUCUUAAAUUCCUUCGAGCAAGAGAAUUCAAGCUAUGUGAAACUUUUGAAAUGAUUCAGAGAACAUUGAGGUGGAGAAAUGAGAAUGGUGUAGAUGAAAUCCUGAAAGAAAACUUGGAUUCAGAAUAUUUUAUGGGAACUGCAUAUAUGGAUGGAUUUGAUAGGGAAGGGCACCCUGUUUGUUACAAUGUGUAUGGAUCAUUAAGGAAGGGUGGGCUGUACGAUGAGGCAUUUGGGAGCAGAGAGAAGCAGGAGAGGUUUUUGAGGUGGAGGGUUCAGUUCAUGGAGAGAGGAAUUCAGGAGCUUCUCAGCUUCAAGCUUGGAAAGGCUUCAGCCAUGGUGCAGGUCAUAGAUCUUAAGGAUUUGCUUGGGUCUUCUAUGAAGGAGCUGAGAAAUACUAUUGAGAAGAUGAUCAAGAUCUUUCAGGACAACUAUCCCGAGUUCAUCUUUAAAAAUGUAAGAACUUUGUUUAUUGGAAUUUAUAUUUCAUUACAUAGGCGCUUCUCUUAAAUUUAACAACUCAGAUAAGUUUGGAUCGUUUGGUUGUUGAAAAUUCAUACAUAUCUUUUAAACCUUAUUUAUUUAUGAGAUUUACAGCUUCAUACUUUCAUUAUCUAAAUUUCUGCACAAAUAUUGAGAUUCAGAAUAAAACUCCAGUUCAUUUUUUUUUCGGCUUUUGUUAUAUUUUUAAUGCUUCAUGAUAUUGUUGACCUCUACACUAAAGACGCACAAAACAAGGGAAAAUUGGGUGAUUGAAGUGACGCGUAUCGGCGCGGCGUAUUACUUGAAAGGUCGAACGAUCUCCAAUCGCAAAACGGACAAUAUUGUUGCGAUUGGAGCAUC